Styela clava is the source of this 2934-nucleotide messenger RNA. RefSeq lists its product as uncharacterized. The record is from RefSeq and is a predicted model, not a curated record. Lineage: Eukaryota; Metazoa; Chordata; Ascidiacea; Stolidobranchia; Styelidae.
AUAUUUCAGAAAAUAACUCAAAAGUUGACUAGAUGGAAAUCAGCAUAAUUCACAUCAGGCCAACAGAUACCUUACGGGCGUAAAUUUGUGGUCGGAGACAGGAUAGCACAAAUAUAUGAUACUUUCUGUUUGCUCACGUGCAAGCACGGUAUUGGUGGUGCAUUCAAUUAGUUAGACAAACCCAUUGCAAAUAGCUUGGCUUGGAUUAUAAAUAACGCGAUCUUGAUUGUAGUUACUUUUCCAGAUACAGAAAACGUUUACCGAAGACUUAUUGAUUUUACGAUGCCUUCCCGCAAGCCUAUCAUUCCUCGCACUUCUGGGUCCGGGCAACUUUUGAAGGCUCUUCAUGUUGAAAUGCGACAGAGAACAAUAUUCAAGGAUAACACUUCUACGUCAUCAGGAAUCCAUAGCAACAGUGACGUUAGUGAACAAAGUGACCUGAAGAAAACACGAAAUCCAGAACUAUUGAAAUCGAACCUUAUUACACAGCGCCCAAAAAUGGGAAAAUCAAAAGCAAAAAAGACAGACGUAAUAUAUGGUGACGAAGUUGAAGAAAAUAAGAACGAAUCCGACAGCAGUGGGCCGGACGACGAUGGUGAUGAUGACGACAACGAUGAUGAUGUCACAGAUGACGAUGAAGGUGACCGUGACAAUGCCAAUUUUGAUGGCGACAAUGACUCAGAUGACAGUGACACUGAUGGCGAUCGCUAUGAAAAAGAGAAAGGAAUCCGAGUAAAUGAAGAUAUAGCAGCUUGGGAGCAUGCAAGGCCCGUAGUGAGGAACAGAUAUGACGUUCGAAAUCAGUAUACGGGUGGUCAAAAAUUCAUUCAACAAUACUCAGGACAAUCUACGGCUAUCGCGGGUACAAGAACGAACGCUACGGACAGACAAACAUCAGCACCGACAUCUUACGUUCGUCUUGUUAAAGAAACUGAAGACGAGAUAGAACUUAUUAGACGUAAACAUGGAGCACGCGUACGACAUGGUAAGAACAGUCAACAACUUGAUCCGGAGCAGCGCAAAGAACUGAUGUCAAAAAGAAGAUCGACAAAUUCAAUUACAUUUUUGUACGGUCGACGAAAGGAUCAUCGGGAUUCAAACCCAAAUGCAACUACAGAGAUUCCGAGGCGCAAUUCGCUGGAUGCAGCAACGAAAAAACAAAUGAGAGAACGGACAGUCACAAUGAAAUCCCGAGACAGGGAAGUCAGUGACCAUUUACAUCAACUUCAAGGAGGACGUAUGAUGUUCCAACCGAUAAAAACUCCAAGAUCGCAAAAUAAAGCUAUACCAAAUAUGUCACGCGCAUUGGUCCCUGCAUCAAAAGACUUGGUUCCUCGUCCAGCGCCUAGAGCAUUUCCAAAUGGAUACAAUAGUGAUGAUAGCGAGUUAAUUUUCCCUUUGCGCGAUAUGGCUGCCGGUGAGAGUGAACAUCCAUUAGAAAUGCGCAAGGCAAAGACACUCGAAACAGCUGCAAAAAGAAGAGCAAAGGCUCUUAAAAAUGACGUUGGAAUUGCUAGAUUAGAUGUUGCAGAAGCUAGAUUGUCUGAAUUUUCAGCAACGUUACGCGCUAGACAAGCAAAAAUAGAAGAGCGACAAGCUAAGCUAUGUAGGAGGAGAGCAGCACUGAAACUUGCUGAGGAAGAGCAAGAUGCCCUCGAAGCAAAGAUGGACGGAGAGGAAGAAGAUCACAGAGCACGGGAACGGAGGAUAAAAAAUCGCGAGAGAAGAGUGCGUCAAGAAGAAGCUGGACUUCGUUUAAAAGAAGAAUCUUUGCGCAAGAGGGAGGUAGCAAUCACACACGGUAUCGAACAGCUUGAAAGAAGACGCAAGCUUGUCGAGGAAAAAGAAGAUAUGCAAAAAUCAAUGGAAGAUAUAAUGCAAAAGAAAGAAGAACUCCACGGACGCGAUAUGAGUAGGUCCGUACAAAAAACUGGAUUUUUUGGAAAAAUGUUAAAAAAGAAUUCUGAAAAACAACCAGCGCCGUCGGACUACCCAACACCGCAUAUUCGUACCACAAAAAGUGGAAUCCCUUUAUCGUCGUCAUAUGACGUAGACAUCACAGAAACUCAACGGACAAACUCUCACCAUAAUAACAAUACUCCACGUAGAUCCUUACCCAACACAAACAACAUCACAGCUAAACCCCGAAAAGACAGCGAAUCAAAAGAUGGGAAAACUAAAUUAAUGGGUCUUUGGAUAUGAAAGGACUUUCAAAUUAUCGAGGCUGAUAUUUGACAAUAUUUAACUACUGUAUAAUGAGGUAUGAAUAUGUUCAUGGAAACUGUUCGAAAUAUCACCCAAGAAAGACGAUUACUAGCCUAAUGCAAAGACGUGAAGUGUUUACACCCUAUUUUUUGGAUAACAUUUAAAUAAAAGGCACUGAAAUGUAACGCAAAUUACCAUUGGCAGAUUUCAUAGCGCGCUUAGAGUUUUAAGCCAUUAUCUUGCUUUAAUAUAUUAUAUAUUUUCUAAAACUCGAUGUUAAAAUUUAUUAUCCAUUCAAGUAGCACCGAAAAUCUUUUAUAUACAUGUUAUGAAACCGAAGAAUGGUGUUGGGAACAUUUAACCAAAUAAGGCCAAUACUUAUAUUUCCCGAUACUGCUUCAAAUCAAGUACAGUUUUGGUCCAGCAACAAUCGAGGAUUAUGAAAGAAAAGUUUUCUACGAAAUUCACCAUUUCCUUCAAUACGGAAAUCAGAUUUUUUUUGUUCACGUUUAUCAUUGUGUGAACAAAAUGUGUUGUUGUUUAACUACAACGCCAUAACGUCAACCAACAGCGCAGCUGUACAUACACAGUAUAUAUAAAUAUAUAUAUACUUCACGUAAUUUUUGCAUAUACGAUAAUUUUUAUAUUUCAAAUUCAUUAAACAUUUUUACAUAUAACAUGGCAUGGUUGAAUCAUUUUUAUAAAAAUUAUAAAGCAUUGCAAAAUUUA